This is a messenger RNA of Didymodactylos carnosus, 3318 nucleotides long. The record is from the annotation of a GenBank genome assembly. NCBI's taxonomy places the organism in Eukaryota, Metazoa, Rotifera, Eurotatoria, Philodinida, Philodinidae.
AUGUCAUUUAUUUUAGUUCUUAUGAUGGAAGCAAAAUCACAACAUAAACGUCGUUUAACAUCAAUUUUUAAUGCGACAAAAAUUUUACGUCGUCGUUAUCAAUCGAACGGGGCAACGAUAUUAUUUUCAAAUUCAACUUCAAAACUUCGAACAUCACCAAUUAACAAUGAUUUAUCAUUAGAACAGUGGACAACUGAUUUUCAACAUACAUCAGCUAAUAUGGAUAAUAAACAUUAUUUUGGUCUCUAUCUAGUAAGAAUUAAACAUGGUUUAGUUUUAUUUGCAUUACUAUUAACAGCUGUCCAGGGUAUCAUUUAUUUGAUAUUCUCAUUAUUAACAGAAAAAAAUGUAUCACAACUUAUUCUUGAACUUGUUCUAUUUUCUUCUAUAUCUUUAAUAUCAAUUAUAUUUGUUUUAUUAUUACAACGUGAAAAAUUUUUUCAAUCUCAUUCACAAUUAUUUUGUAUAUCUAUUUGGAUACUAUUAACUCUUUUCUCUAUUAUACCCAUUAUAUUACAUCGAUAUACAUCUCUUAUUCGUCUAAUGGCAUUAGUAACAUUUUCAAUUGUAUCAAUUCAUACAACAUUGCCUAUUCGACGAUCUUGGACAGUUUUAACAGCAUUAUUAACAUCUUUAAUUCAUAUUGGUGUAGUUAUUGGUACACAUUAUACAAAAACACCAUAUACAAUGCAGUUUAAAUUAGAGGUUGUUUGUUUAUCAUUAUUUUUUAUUGCUAGUAAUUUUUUUGGUUUUUGUCAUCGUUAUUUAACGGAUGUUCAUCAAAAUAAAACAUAUCAAAAUACUAUGCGUUGUAUUGAAGCACGUUUAAAAUUAGAACGUGAAAAAGAACAACAAGAACGAUUAAUAUUAAGUGUAAUACCAGCACAUAUAGCAAUUAAUAUGAAACAAGAAAUGUUAAGAAAAGUGAAAGAAACAGCUAAAUAUCAUUUUCAAUCAAAUUAUAAUGAAAAAUCGAAUGCAAUAACAAAAAAAAUAAAUAUUAGAAAAGCAACAUUCCACGAUUUAUAUAUUAAAAAACAUGAAAAUGUUAGCAUUUUGUAUGCAGACAUCGUGAAUUUUACACCAUUAUCAGAAAAAUUUUCACCACCAGAACUUGUACAAAUUUUAAAUAAACUUUUUGGAAAAUUUGAUCAACUUGCACAGGAAUGUGAUUGUAUGCGUAUAAAAAUUCUUGGUGAUUGCUAUUACUGUGUGAGUGGUUUGCCAAUAUCUAGACCAAAUCAUGCUUCAAAUUGUGUACGAAUGGGUCUGAAAAUGAUUGAUGAUAUCAAAUUUCUGACAUGGGGAGCGGGUCUUAAGCUAUGUCAUGUAAGUUGUCGUUGGAUAAAUAACAUACAUUUAAGUUAUAUAUAUCGCUUGCGCAUAGGACGUGUUCUUUGCGGUGUGUUGGGAUUACGAAAAUGGCAAUAUGAUACAUGGUCUGAUGAUGUUACAUUAGCUAAUCAUAUGGAAGCGGGUGGUGUACCGGGACGAGUCCAUAUUUCAAAAGAUACACUCAUGAAUUUGGGCGAUGAAUUCGAUGUUGAACCUGGAAAUGGUCAAGAACGUGAUGCAUACCUUGCUGAACAUAAUGUUCAAACAUAUUUUAUUGUUCCACGAGAAGAACCACAAUCUCAAAGUAACAUUAUGAUGAAUGGUAGUGAUACAAAGAAGAUGAGUAAAAAAAUGCAAAAAUUACUGGAUACAUGGUCAAAUGAAGCACCAUUUUCGGAACGUGUUGCUGGUAAUGAUAAAGCAGAAGCAUCAAAAAGUUUUGUUUUACUUGAAGACAGUCUACGGCCAUUGGCUUGUUCAUUCAACUGUGGUUCACGACAAAGUACAAAUGAUCUUGAUUUUUUGACGUUACAAUUUAAACCCCGUGAUGAAAAAACAAUGGAAGAAAAUCAUGAAGAAAAUCAAACAGCCACAGAGACAAUGUUUCGUUCAUUACCAGAAUUACGUUAUCGUUAUUACGUUAUUAACGCUGCAUCUCUAUUCUUUACCAUUAUUACUAUACAAGCAUUAAUAUUAGAAAAAAAUUCACUUUAUUAUGUUGUUGUUAUUGGUGGAUUAUGUACAUUUUCAUUAGCUGCCGUAUUGUGCGUGUUUGAUCUAUCUAAAUUUAAACGAAAUUACCAUCAUUCUUUACUUAAACGCUCAACAUUUUUAGUAACACAUUAUUAUUUCGUUCGUCUUCCAAUGACGUUAAUGCUUAUUAUUGUAUGUGUAUUGUCACCGUUUGCCACCACUUGGAAAACAUCCCAACAUUCAAAUUUGUCAACAACUCACCCACAUAUGUUAUCAAAUAUUAACAUUUCAUUCGAAAAUUUUAAUCAGACUACAGUUUGGUCAACUAAUUCGCUGUCGAUCGUAGCUCCUGUUUCACCAUCUGUUACAUUUGAAUUAUGUCCCCAUUUUGAAUUUCAUAUAUUCUUACUACAAUUAGCCGUAUUAACGAUUUCAUCAUUUAUGCAUUUAUAUUUUUUACAUAAAGCAUUUAUUAUGAUUUUAACCGUAUCGUUUCGACUUGAUCUUUUAUGGACGGUUAAAUUUCAAAAUGAAAAGCAUGAAGUAGAAACAAUCAGUACAAUAAGUAGACUAUUGUUAGAAAACAUUUUACCAAAACAUGUAGCAGAAAUUAUUAUCAAAGAAAACAUGAGUCAGGGACUUUAUCAUGAAAGUUACGAUAAUGUUGCUGUGAUGUUUGCAUCCAUACCAAAUUUUAAAGAAUUUUAUGUGCAAUCAGAUGCGAAUAACGACGGAUUAGAAUGUUUACGUUUAUUAAAUGAAAUAAUUGCCGAAUUUGAUAAGCUAUUAGAAAAAAACAAAUUUAGCUAUGUGGAAAAAAUAAAAACCAUCGGCAAUACCUAUAUGGCAGCAGCUGGUCUUAAUCCUGGUGCUGAACAUCGAAUGACACGUGAGCGCUAUAAUCAAAAUGUUGUUGCUUUAGCGGAAUUUGCAUUUGCCAUGAGUUCUGCUCUUGAUGCAAUUAAUCGUGAUUGUUUCAAUGAUUUUAAACUUAGAGUUGGAAUGUGUAACGGACCGGUAGUAGCAGGAAUUGUUGGUGCAAAAAAGCCUCAGUAUGACAUCUGGGGUAACACUGUCAAUGUUGCAUCACGAAUGGAUAGUACCGGUGUAUUAGGUGCUAUUCAUGUACCUGAAGAAACUCAACGAAUAUUAUUUGAACACGGUUAUGCAUGUGAAUGUCGUGGACCAAUUUUUGUUAAAGGCAAAGGAAAUAUGACAACAUAUCUAAUUCGUCCAAGAGGCUAUGUACAAAAGAGAGUUCCCGCCAACGAUUUAUCAGGCAAUCCAUAA